UCCGCUGAAACGGACGACGUAUUUCUAGUCCGAAAGUCCUUGUUUACCUUUAUUUGCUUUCUGGCGUACCAGGAUUGAAAAGCUUUUAUUUUGUAGUAUUUCGCUAAAGUUCACUCACAGUGCUUGGUGUUUAUUGUGAGUAAUUCAAUCAACUUCCGUUGUAUGAAGCUCUUCCAAUAAAAGAGAUCGUAGAAUGAAAAAUUCUGCUGGGAAGCGUCAUCAGUUUCUCGAAGGAGAUGAAGAUAACAGUAAUGAAAGUGUGUUGAUACAUAUUGUUCCUGAAAAUAAGUCUAGAUGGAACCAUAUUGAAGACCUGGAUGCCUUUUUUUCUCGUGUCUAUUAUUACCAUCAGCAACAUGGUUUUCUAUGUAUGAUGCUGCAGGAGUCCUUUGAACUUCUCCAGUUUGCAUUUAUAGUAGGAUUUUCAUCAUUCUUGCUGAAGUGUGUCAACUACAAAGUUUUAUUCAGGGAUGACCCGAAUUUCACAAACACAUCCAAAAUCACCUUAUCAGAUGUGAUGGAUGGCCCUGCGGAAUGUGUGGCUUCGUUUACUGUAACAAUGUGGACAUGUAUCCUUGUUUCAUUGUUCUGCUGGAUUUUGAGACUUGUGAGUGUUAUCUACCACUUUUUCCAGUAUUCCGAGAUCCGUAGCUUUUACCAAUCAGCAUUGCAAAUAGAUGACAAAGACCUAGAUAACUUAACUUGGCACGAAGUUCAACAAAGAUUAAGGAAGGCUCAACAGGAGUUUCAAAUGUGCAUUCACAAGGUCGAGUUAACAGAACUCGAUAUUUAUCAUCGAAUACUAAGGUUCAAAAAUUACCUUGUUGCAAUGGUAAAUAAAAACGUACUUCCACUGAAGUUUAAAAUACCGAUUUGUGGAGAAACGGUAUUUCUUACCCGGGGAUUGAAGUAUAAUAUGGAAUUUCUUCUAUUUUGGGGGCCAUGGGCACCGUUUGACAACAGUUGGCACUUGCGAGAUGAUUAUAAAAAUGCCAAUCGACGAAGAGAGUUGGCAAAAGAUUUAUCAAAAGUUAUCGGAUAUAUUGGUGUCCUAAACCUCCUUUUAGCACCUCUUGUGUUAUUAUGGCAACUACUAUAUGCCUUCUUCAGUUAUGCAGAAAUUGUGAAAAGGGAACCGGGAAGUCUUGGCACUCGUAGGUGGUCAAUUUAUGGGAGAUUGUACUUACGGCAUUUUAAUGAACUAGACCACGAAUUACAAGCGCGUCUUAGUAGAGCUUAUCGGCCAGCAACUCGGUAUCUUUCCGGAUUUUCGUCCAACAUGGUAGCUAUAUUUGCGCGCAAUUUCGCUUUCUUGGCCGGGGCCAUUUUGGCCGUUUUAGUGCUUUUGACUGUUUACGAUGAAGACGUCAUUACCGUUGAACAUGUGCUCACUCUAAUUACUAUUCUUGGAGCUGUGGUUGCUGGUUGCCGCGUGUUAAUACCCGAAGAAAAUGUAGUUUGGUGCCCUGAAAGUCUGAUGGAAACAGUUUUAACACAAGUUCAUUAUUUACCCGCCGAAUGGAAGGACAAAGCCCAUACAAACGAAGUGCGCGCAGGUGUGGCAAAACUAUUUCAGUACAAAGCUGUGUACCUUCUUGAGGAGCUGAUAUCUCCCGUGGUUACCCCAUUUAUUUUAUACUUUGGACUCCGGCCUAGAGCACAGGAAAUAGUGGAUUUCCUACGUCAGUUUACGGUUGACGUUGUUGGAGUUGGCGACGUUUGUUCGUUUGCUCAACUGGAUCUCCACAAGCACGGGCAAGCACAGUGGCACGCUAGUUUGACUUCAGAUGAGAGAUGCUCGUUUCAUGAAUCAUUACCAACUGGUGAAAACCACUUGGAGGAGGCGGAAGGUGGGAAAAUCGAAUUGUCACUCAUUCAUUUCGCUUUGACCAACCCGGAGUGGCGACCUCCUGAAGCUGCAGAAGAAUUCUUAACAGCUCUAAGAAGCCUAAUUCAGAACGAGCUAAUUGUCAAUCCUCUCGUACAACAAAGCGUGCUGUCACAAAGUAGAGGCAUUCCUUCACUUAUACAGAGCUUAGCAAGAUCUUGCAGCCUGGUGCCUCCGUCUGGUGAUACUCAAUCAUUGCGGCCAAAAAACUACUCCGUUAUCGGACGCGGAAUUGCUAAACGCGAAGGACCUUUAGGUUCUCGAGUGGGCACGGAUAACAGCUCGUACAUCGGAGGCAUGAGUGCCAAUGAAUUGUCGCAUUCGGAUUCAACGUUGGAUGGAUUAGCUCUUUCGGAGCCGGUAGCUGCAAAUAUGGCGCUGUCUACCUUAUUACUCCGGGACAUUCAGAGUCAACAUAGGCGAAAUCCACAGAAUAUCAGAAAUGUGGUACCUGGUGUGAUGCCUGAAAUUCGAGAAUCACCGCAUGAGGAUAACCUUGCCGAUCCUGAUGAGGUAGCAGCAGUGCUUUCUGCUGCAGUAAAAAAUCUUUCAACUGGCAGCCGUACUGUGAAUUUGAAAUAAUUGUGUAUAUGCUCGGCCAACUACAUAAAACGUACAUAGAUUCA
Molecule: messenger RNA, 2514 nt
Organism: Daphnia magna
Lineage: Eukaryota; Metazoa; Arthropoda; Branchiopoda; Diplostraca; Daphniidae
Gene: Atg9
Product: autophagy-related protein 9A
Exons: 13
Coding region: 194-2470 (758 amino acids)
Biological process (GO): autophagy of mitochondrion; protein localization to phagophore assembly site
Cellular component (GO): autophagosome; phagophore assembly site
Source: RefSeq, a predicted model, not a curated record